Drosophila suzukii is the source of this 2609-nucleotide messenger RNA. Its product is annotated as activating signal cointegrator 1 complex subunit 2. Gene Ontology annotation, molecular function: ubiquitin binding. Gene Ontology annotation, biological process: regulation of DNA-templated transcription. NCBI's taxonomy places the organism in Eukaryota, Metazoa, Arthropoda, Insecta, Diptera, Drosophilidae. The record is from RefSeq and is a predicted model, not a curated record.
AGCUGUAUUUUCGUGCGCCACCUCGCCAACUUGCGGCCACCUUGCGCUGCAUGAAAUUCGCGAAAGUUCACGUUCCAUUAGGCCAAUUAUCCUAGUAAUUAAUUAAUCCUAGCUAAGUUAAGCAACCGCCAUGCUGGACAACGACGCCAGCAACAACAACAACUGCAACCCACAAAAGCUGCCUCUGGGCGACCUGAAGCUAGCGCUUUCUGGACAGGAUGGGGUGCGCAGACAUGUUCCGGCACUGGACGAGCACUGGGUGCGCCGCGAAAAGCCCUUUGGCAGCUACAUUUGCCUGAUGGGCUCCUACGGCCAUUUGAAAACCGGAGCAGCACUGGAAGAGUGGACCUUUGCGGCAAACAAUUGCCGCCAGGACAUGGAGUUCCUGCUGAGCCUGAGUCAGCACGAAUUCUGGUCCUAUAUGGUCUACGAGGAGUCGGCCAUGGCGGCCAUUGUCACAUUUCUGCAGCGUGCCAAUCCGUACUACAGACAAACAGAGGCCAGCCAGGACAAGGAGUUGGAGCAGGCCAACCUGCUGUACGGGCAGCUCCUCGAUCUCGUCGUGCGUUUGGUGAUGCGACUGUGCACCGGAAAGGAGUCGGAUUCGGAGUGGAUCAGCCCCCAGCAGCACAGCAGCCUUUUGUACAGCAACUACCUGAUCUCUGUGCCAAUGCUCUUUGAUCUGCUCAUUGCCGUGGGCGACGCGGAACCCUCGAAUGUGGAACUGCUGCGCGAGAUUUUCGAGAAAGUGCUGCGCCUGCAGCCGGAGUACCGAAAGGAUCUGAAGGAGGCGUUGGCCUUCUACGAGAGCGCCUUCCUCAGCAUGCAGAUUCAGGUGGAGAACGAGGGCUGCGAGGGCGCCGGCGGCGGGGCGCCUUUGGACGCGGACUUGGAGACGCCCUACGACGAUGUGGUGCUUUUCGCCAUGGACUGCGCCUACACGCUGCGCCUGCUCCUGCUCCUGUGCCCCGAGCUGGUGGAGACCAUCGAACAACUGCGUUUGGGUCAAAGCAUUGCCAAUUUCUAUGACAUGACCGUGCCCAUGUUGUACAAGAACAUCUAUAUGGUUAACCCGGGGGCCUGCUCCCUGCGUUGGCUGAACGAGACGCGCCAGCAGUUCCUCUUCGUCAUCCGUCGCAUUGUCAGCCUGCAAAUGGAGACGGGUCGGGGCCAGCAGCUGGUGGAACUGCUGCAGGAGUGCCUAUCCGCCCAGACCUUUGUGGUGGACUACCAGCGACAGUUUCCCCUAGAGAACGAUAUGGAGUUGCUGCUCCAACGUUGCCCGAAUAUCAAAAACUACAAGGUGGAAUUUGUGAUAGCCGGCUACCAGAAGGCCCUGAGUAGCUGCCCCGGCGGCAUAAUGGCCGACGACAUGGUCAGCAACCUGGACACCGAGGAGGAGGACGAAUACGAGGACGAGGACUCCUCGCGCACAUCUCCACAGUCGUCUACGACGGCCAACGGAGCCACCAGGGACAUCGACUUGGAGGUGACCGCCGUGCUGGACGUGCUGCCCGAUCUGGGCACGGGCUUUAUCCGGCGCCUGCUCACCCGCUACGAGAAUAGCGAGCAGGCGAUUGCCGCCAUACUGGACGACAAUCUGCCACCGGAUCUGGCGCAGAUGGAUCGACAGGAGGUAUUUGUGCCACCCGAUCCGCAGGACAAGCUGCAACGCCAAACGGGCGUGCGCCACUUCAAUGUCCAUGAUGGCGAUCGCUACGACGUGCUGACGCGGGAUCAGCCGGAGUGCAUCAUAAAGCAGGGCAAGGGCUUGCCCGGAGCGCCGCGCAAUGCGGAGCAGCUGCUCGAUGACAAGAGUGAUGUGAAGCAACUGAAGGAGCGCUACCAGCAGUACGCCAUGGUCGAGGAGACCCCGCUAGAGAGUGGCGAGUAUGAUGAUGAGUACGACGACAGCUACGAGGCUUUGAACGAGGGUCAGGCGCCACCAGUGAGCCUGCUGCGGGCCAGACUGCAGGGCGCCGCCUCCAAUUCCGCCUACGAGGCACAGGAUCAGGUGGAGGACGACGACGAGGAGAGCUCGAACAGCGGAUCGGAUACGGAGACGGCCAAACGUAACAACAAGGACUUUUGUGAAAAUCCAGAGGUGAUACGCGCCCGCUACCAGCAACGCCAGAUGGCCAAGUACGGCCAGAGAAGUGGAGGUGGAGGAGGAGGAGGAGGAGGUGGCGGAGGCGGAGGAGGUUCUGGACAGCAGUCCAACCCCUCUGUCGUGGGAGCACCCAAGGGGCAGGGACAGUCCCAGCAAACCCAACGCAACCGUGGGCAGAAGGAGGCCCACAAAUCCUCGCGUGCCAAUCACAAUCGCAAGGCGGGAGCGGCCUUCAAGCGCAGCAAGGGAAUGAUGGGUUAGCCUGGGCCCAAGAAAUCCUUUUGGAAGAUUUAAAAAUAAAUGUAUUUAUACUUGGUAUAUUUAGAAAAUCCAUGUUGACUUUACUUUGGUAAGCGUUGAAUUUAAACUAGACUACAGAAACUGAAAAACGAGAGGAUAUAUUUUUUUUGUAUAGAACGGAAACUUACCAACCUAAACACUAUGUAUAUUCCGUUAAAUUAGACCAUGAACCAGCUAAGUUAAAGCUCUGUUUAUUUUG